Molecule: messenger RNA, 1523 nt
Organism: Dreissena polymorpha
Lineage: Eukaryota; Metazoa; Mollusca; Bivalvia; Myida; Dreissenidae
Exons: 8
Coding region: 141-1523 (460 amino acids)
Source: RefSeq, a predicted model, not a curated record
AACAAGGCAGUUAAUUGCUUUAAGGCAAUAUUGCGAUCGUGUUGGAUUAUUGUUAUUUUUCUGAAACUAUUCCAAGUUUCUGGUGCAAAUGGACAACUAAGAUAACCUCAUAUUCAAGCAAAUUAUCUCAUAAAGACCAAAUGGGAAGUCUCAAUGAAGAUGCGACGGUUGAUGUACUUGCUGGCUCGGAGAAGAAUGAAUGGUCUAUUCCAAAUUUAGUGGAAUUAGACCACAAAAAUGGAACAGUCCCGGUUCAGAGUGCUGAUGCAAUAGUCAUUGGAACGACAAGUGCUGUUAAAGACAAGAAUCAAGAAGACAUGGCGUAUGCAGAACAGGGUGAGACUAUGCAUAGCAGUUCUGGCAGUGAAAGGAAAUCGGAGUGUUAUCCAAACAUUCAGUGUGAACAAGUGCAUUCUGGUGAUGGAAGAUUGACAGCGCUUGAAAAAAAGGAGCACAUGGAAGAUAAACACACUGAGCAGGAGACGGGACAGAAAAAGAAGGAAAAGAAGGCUAAGGGUCCUAACAGGGUUUCAAGACAGAGAGAUGUUCAGAGAGACUCGCGAGAUCACGGGGCCAAGAGGAAAGAUAUACCAGUGUCCUUGCGUUCUGAGAGUAAGAAGGAGAAGGCAGAGCACCAUUUGAGAAGACAUAGAGAAUUCAUAAAAUUAGAUGAGGAAAAAUCGAGAAAGAAAAAGCACAAGCGUAAGCGCAAGGGAGAGCAGCAGAAGGAGCAUCAGAACAGGAAGUCCAAAGAGAGGCCUAAGACUGGCGUGAGGAUGGAGCAUGCUGGCAUGACCAGAGAUGUUUCCUCUUCAGAAGAGCCAGCAUCAGACCCUGAGCCUCAACACAAGCGUAAUAAAAGGGAAUUCAGAUCCACAAAGGACUUGACAAGAAUUUCUACAGAAAGAGCAAGAGAAACAGAUGCAACUGCCAGAAAAUCAACUGACAACGUCAAACUUCCAUUGAAUGUCUGUAAGACUGUGUUUGUUGCUUGGGUGUUGUUAUUAAGAAUGUCAUUUGUCCAAGCUUGCCCACCUAUGCAAAGUCCUCAGUCUGCCACAGUAGGACGCAGUCACACAUGUUUUCCGAUUUCUCAACACAAAGAUUACAAUGUUAAUGAUGGCAAUGUAACAAUUGGUGGGUGUAGCACUCUUGUUGGCCGUGGCCGUGGAUGGGUGGAUCCAGACCACAAAAACAGUUAUGUUGUUAGCUUCAAUGAUUCACAUUGCUGUGUUACCCUGAACAAUUUGCCUUGUGGGAGGGACAACAACAUUUCUUUCACAAGUACGGAUGGGACAGAUUGUAUCUAUGACAUUCUGAAAGGCCUGCCUUGCUCACCCAAUUUGAUUGAUAACAAUUCUGGUUCGCGCAAUGUGAUCAUUGCAGUCACAUUGGUUGUCAUCUUUAUGAUUAUAAUAGUUCUGUUAAUAGGAUUUCGCAAGAGAGUAGGAAAGUGGAUUCGCUGGCUUUUUGGCACUAACAGGGGAACUUAUGACAUGACAGAUCAAAAUGAAACAAGUUAG